UUAGCUGCACACCUGUUACAGUGCAACGAUAUAAGCAUAGAAAAACUAUCCCGUGGAAAUAGUAAGGAAUUAAUACUAAGCUGCCUUCUGAACGAAGAUUUCACUGAAUGCUGAUAUACUAUUUAAUGGGUGAACAACCUUGUAUAACAUUUUUCAAACUGUGGUGCAUCUUUAUUUCUUUGUUAUGCAUACUGGAUGCAGUCCAGAGUCAAGGUUGCCAGGACAGACCUUCUCCACAGUGCUGUCCUGGGGUUGAUAAUUCCUGCACUCCUAUUGGAUAUGGCUGCAAAUGUGAUAGUGCUUGCCAACAAUUCGGUGACUGCUGUUUCGAUUAUUUUACAGUAUGUCUUCACUCAACUACAACACAUAAAGCAGGAUCAACAUCAACCUACACGUAUCAGGCUGUCCACACCACUGAUAGCACACAGUCUACAGUUACAACAACUCGACAGAUAUCAGCAACUUCAACAUCACAUGUGAUAAACACAAGUUUGUCUGUACUAACUGCUGGCAGCACACAGUCCACAGCAGUCACUUCAGCUACAACAUCAUCUUCCAUCUUCACCAUUAGUACAGGUGACAAAACAUCAAAUGUGGCCUCAAAGAACCAAAGCACAGCAGCGACCUCAGCACCUGCAGCUACAACAUCAUCGUCAUUUUUCAAGAGUGACAAAAGUGGCACAACCGCAAAGGUGGCCAACACAAGCCAAAGUACAACAGCCGCAGCUGUCACAAGAAACAGAGCCACUACAAGUUCAUCGUCUGAGUCAAGUGCUUCUCCAAAUAGUGUAACAACAGCAGAACAAAGUUCAAGCACUUCAAGCAAAGCAACAAGAACAAUAACACCAACAACCACAGUAUCAUCUCCGCAGAAUUCUACUCAGUAUCGUACCACUGCACCUAAUCUGACAACUGCAUCACAAAACACAGGAAGAACAACAGAGGCAUCAACAACAGCAAACCUAGGCACAAUUUUUCUCCAGAACAGCAGUGUGCUCCCCGUAACUCUGACAACUGUGUCAGCCAAACUAGAAAGCUCAGGAGUGCCUGUAUUGUCAAUUAGCUCAGCAAAUGCAACCUCAUCGAUUGCUCAAGCCCUUAAUUUAUCAAUGGCGACAUCAGCACGUUUCACAACCACUACUACAAGUACAGGAGGCUCUGCCUUGACAAUGGCAGUCACAACACCAGCUUUAUCUGCUUCUCAAAGUACAAAUGCUUUCACAGCUGCUUCACAAACUACAGCCACUCCAAAAAUGUCAGCUACUUCAUCACCCUACCUUUACAACAGCAGCACAAGUGACAGAACUUCAAACACUGCAACCAGAAGCCAAAGUGCAGCUAUCACUGUGACCUCUUCCAAUGCAGCUGCCUCAAGUUCUACUUUAUCAAGUCCAUCUCUAAAUGCAACAGCUGCAGCAGGACUAAGUUUGAGCACUUCAACACGAGGACCAGGCUGCUCAUCAGGUCCCAGUCCACUCUGUUGUGAAGGUGACAACAAUGACUGCAAACCACUUAAUGCAAUCUGCUUCUGUGAUGCAUUCUGUUUAAACUUUAAUGAUUGCUGCCAAGAUUACAUCUCUACAUGCAAAAGAGCAACAACAACAAUGACAACAACAACCACAGCAUCAUCUCCGCAGAAUUCUACUCAGUAUCAUACUACUGUACCUAAUCUGACAACUGCAUCACAAAACACAGCAACAACAAUGACAACAACAACAACCACAACAUCAUCUCCACAGAAUUCUACUCAGUAUCGUACUACUGUACCUAAUCUGACAACUGCAUCACAAAACACAGCCUCUAGUAAUGGAUGUCUGAAUUCUCCCUGCUCUCCUAAUGCAACUUGUACAAGAACUGACAUAACAAGAGGUUACAGCUGUUCCUGCAAUACUGGAUUUACAGGAAAUGGAACUGUCUGCACUGAUAUAAAUGAAUGUUUAGCUUCCCCUUGUCCUACUGGUACAGUUUGUUUUAAUACACAAGGAAGCUUUUAUUGCUCAUCACCUACAACUGCAGCUCCAGAUGACACUUGUGGAAAUCUGUGCUCUGCUAAUGCAACUUGUACCACAAGUAACUCAACCGGAGCCUACUUUUGUCAGUGCAAACAAGGAUUUAUAGGAGAUGGACAGGUCUGUGUCGACAUCAAUGAAUGUAACAACACAACAUCUCCUUGUCGGCCUGGCAUGACUUGUGUGAAUACAAUUGGAAGUUACAUUUGUACCUCAACUACUCCUUCUCCAACAACAGCCUCAUACAAUGGGUGUCUGAAUUCUCCUUGUUCUCCAAAUGCAACUUGUACUGCAACUAAUCUCCAAGGAAGUUACAACUGUUCAUGCAAUCCAGGAUUUACAGGAAAUGGAACUGUCUGUACUGAUAUAAAUGAAUGCUUAGCUUCCACUUGCCCUACUGGUACAGUUUGUCUUAAUACACAAGGAAGCUUUUACUGCGCAUCACCUACAACCACAGGUCAAAAUGAUGGAUGUUCAAAUGCAUGCUCAGUCAAUGCAACAUGUACAAAAAAUAAUUCAACACAAUCUUCCAUUUGUGUAUGCAAACCAGGUUUUACAGGAAAUGGAACUGUCUGCGAUGAUAUUAAUGAAUGUGCAUACACUAAGUGUUCUGCUAAUGCAACCUGCAUAAACACACCUGGAAGUUACGCCUGUGUUUGUGCAGAAGGAUACACAAGAAAUGGAGAACUCUGCAUUGACAUCAACGAAUGUAACAGCACGACAUCUCCUUGUCGGCCUGGCAUGACAUGCAUAAAUACAGUCGGAAGUUAUAUCUGUUCCUCAACCACUCCUUCUCCCACAACAGCUUCACACAAUGGAUGUUUGAAUUCUCCAUGCUCUCCAAAUGCAACUUGCACUGCAACUGAUCUACGAGGAAGUUAUAACUGUUCCUGCAAUUCAGGAUUUUCAGGAAAUGGAACUGUCUGUGCUGAUAUAAAUGAAUGUUUAGCUUCCCCUUGUCCUACUGGUACAGUUUGUUUUAACACACAAGGGAGCUUUUACUGCUCAUCUGUUACAACUACAGCUCAAAUUAAUGGAUGCAGAAACACAUGCUCCCUUAAUGCAACUUGUACACAAAAUAACACAACAGGAAUUUCUAGCUGUGUUUGCAAACAAGGCUUUACUGGUAAUGGAACAACUUGCACUGAUAUUAACGAAUGUGCUUACACUAACUGUUCUCCUAAUGCAACCUGCAUAAACACACCUGGAAGUUACACCUGUAUCUGUGCAGCAGGAUUUACAGGAGAUGGACAAGUCUGUGUCGACAUCAAUGAAUGCAACAACACAUCUCCUUGUCGGCCUGGUAUGACAUGUGUAAAUACAGUCGGAAGUUACAUUUGUACCGCAACCACUCCUUCUCCCACAACAGCCUCAUACAAUGGAUGUUUGAAUUUACCAUGCUCUCCAAAUGCAACUUGCACUGCAACAGAUCUGCAAGGAGGUUAUAACUGUUCCUGCAAUUCAGGAUUUACAGGAAAUGGAACUGUCUGCACUGAUGUAAAUGAAUGCUUAGCUUCCCCUUGUCCUACCGGUACAGUUUGUUUUAACACACAAGGAAGCUUUUACUGCUCAUCACCUUCAGUUACAGCUCAAACUGAUGGCUGUACAAAUGCAUGCUCAGCGAAUGCAACUUGUACAAAAAAUAACUCAACAGGAACUUCUAGCUGUGUGUGCAAGCAAGGUUUUACAGGAAAUGGAACAACCUGCAUUGAUAUUAAUGAAUGUGCUUACACUAGCUGUUCUUCUAAUGCAACCUGCAUAAACACACCUGGAAGUUACAGCUGCGUUUGUGCAGCAGGAUUUACAGGAGAUGGACAAAUCUGUGUCGACAUCAAUGAAUGUAGCAACACAACAUCUCCUUGUCGGCCUGGUAUGACUUGUGUAAAUACAGUCGGGAGUUACAUGUGUUCCUCAACCACUCCGUCUCCCACAACAGCUCCAAGUCUAGGAUGUUCUCAGGGAAAUAAGCCUCUUUGUUGUAAUGUGAGAUCAGAUUCAUGCAAACCAGCAAAUUCAUCCUGUUUCUGUGAUUCAUCGUGUUUAAUGUUUUCUGACUGCUGCAGCGAUUAUAAAAACAACUGCUUAAAUGCCACAUACAAUGGAUGUCUGAAUUCUCCCUGCUCUCCAAAUGCAACUUGCACUGCAACUGAUCUACGAGGAAGCUAUUACUGUUCAUGCAAUCCAGGAUUUACAGGAAAUGGAACCAUCUGCAGUGAUAUAAAUGAAUGUUUAGCUUCCCCUUGUCCUACCGGUACAGUUUGUUUUAACACACAAGGAAGCUUUUACUGCUCAUCACCUUCAGUUACAGCUCAAACUGAUGGGUGUACAAAUGCAUGCUCAGUGAAUGCAACUUGUACAAAAAAUAAUUCAACAGGAUCUUCCAACUGUGUGUGCAAACAAGGUUUUACAGGAAAUGGAACCAUCUGCACUGAUAUUAAUGAAUGUGCUUACACUAACUGCUCAUCUAAUGCAACCUGCAUAAACACACCUGGAAGUUACACCUGUGUCUGUGCAGCAGGAUUUACAGGAGAUGGACAGGUCUGUGUCGACAUCAAUGAAUGUAACAACACAACAUCUACUUGUCGGCCUGGCAUGACUUGUGUGAAUACAAUUGGAAGUUACAUUUGUACCUCAACUACUCCUUCUCCUACAACAGCUUCAUACAAUGGGUGCCUGAAUUCUCCCUGCUCUCCAAAUGCAACUUGUACUGCAACUGAUCUGCGAGGGAGUUACAACUGUUCAUGCAAUCCAGGAUUUACAGGAAAUGGAACUGUCUGUGCUGAUAUAAAUGAAUGUUUAGCUUCCCCUUGUCCUACCGGUACAGUUUGUUUUAACACACAAGGAAGCUUUUACUGCUCAUCACCUUCAGUUACAGCUCAAACUGAUGGCUGUACAAAUGUAUGCUCAGUGAAUGCAACUUGUACACAAAAUAACACAACAGAAUCUUCCAGCUGUGUGUGCAAGCAAGGUUUUACAGGAAAUGGAACAACUUGCACUGAUAUCAAUGAGUGUGCGCACACUAAUUGUUCUGCUAAUGCAACCUGCAUAAACACACCUGGAAGUUACACCUGUGUCUGUGCAGUAGGAUUUACAGGAAAUGGACAAGUCUGUGCUGACAUCAAUGAAUGUAACAACACAACAUCUCCUUGUCGGCCUGGCAUGACUUGUGUAAAUACAGUCGGGAGUUACAUCUGUUCCUCAACCACUCCUUCUCCUACAACAGGCCCAAAUCCAGGAUGCUCACUUGAUAAUAAACCUCUUUGUUGCAAUGUGAGAUCAGAUUCAUGUAAACCAGCAAGCUCAUCAUGUUUCUGCGAUUCGUCAUGCUUAACAUUUUCUGACUGCUGUAGCGAUUAUAAAAACAACUGCUUAAAUGCAUCAUACAACGGAUGUCUGAAAUCUCCCUGCUCUCCAAAUGCAACUUGUACUGCAUCUGAUCUUCGAGGAAAUUACAACUGCUCAUGCAAUCCAGGAUUUGCAGGAAAUGGAACCGUCUGUACUGAUAUAAAUGAAUGUUUAGCUUCCCCUUGUCCUACCGGUACAGUUUGUUUUAACACACAAGGAAGCUUUUACUGCUCAUCACCUUCAGUUACAGCUCAAACUGAUGGAUGUACAAAUACAUGCUCAGUGAAUGCAACUUGUACAAAAAAUAACACAACAGGAUCUUCCAGCUGUGUGUGCAAACAAGGUUUUACAGGAAAUGGAACCAUCUGCAAUGAUAUUAAUGAAUGUGCUUAUGCUAACUGCUCAUCUAAUGCAACUUGCAUAAACACACCUGGAAGUUACACCUGCGCCUGUGCAGUAGGAUUUACAGGAGAUGGACAAGUCUGUGUCGACAUCAAUGAAUGUAACAACACAACAUCUCCUUGUAGGCCUGGUAUGAUGUGUGUAAAUACAGUCGGAAGUUACAUCUGUUCCUCAACCACUCCUUCUCCCACAACAGGUCCAAGCACAAGCUGUUCACAGGGAAAUAAACCUCUUUGCUGCAACAAGAGAUCAGAUUCAUGCAAACCAGCAAAUUCAUCCUGCUUCUGUGAUUCAUCAUGUCUAACAUUUUCUGACUGCUGCAGCGAUUAUAAAAACAACUGCUUAAAUGCCUCAUACAAUGGAUGUCUGAAUUCUCCCUGCUCUCCAAAUGCAACUUGUACUGCAACUAAUCUGCGAGGGAGUUACAACUGUUCAUGCAAUCUAGGAUUUACAGGAAAUGGAACUGUCUGUGCUGAUGUAAAUGAAUGCUUAGCUUCCCCUUGUCCUACCGGUACAGUUUGUUUUAACACACAAGGAAGCUUUUACUGCUCAUCACCUUCAGUUACAGCUCAAACUGAUGGAUGUACAAAUGCAUGCUCAAUGAAUGCAACUUGUACAAAAAAUAACACAACAGGAUCUUCCAGCUGUGUGUGCAAACUAGGUUUUACAGGAAAUGGAACCAUCUGCAAUGAUAUUAAUGAAUGUGCUUACACUAACUGCUCUACAAAUGCAACUUGCAUAAACACACCUGGAAGUUACACCUGUGUCUGUGUAGCAGGAUUUACAGGAGAUGGACAAGUCUGUGUUGACGUCAAUGAAUGCAACAAUACAACAUCUCCUUGUCGGCCAGGUAUGACGUGUGUAAAUACAGUCGGAAGUUACAUGUGUUCCUCAACCACUCCUUCUCCCACAACAGGUCCAAGUCCAGGAUGUUCUCAGGGAAAUAAACCUCUUUGCUGUAAUGUCAGAUCAGAUUCAUGCAAACCAGCAAAUUCAUCCUGCUUCUGUGAUUCAUCAUGUCUAACGUUUUCUGAUUGCUGCAGUGAUUAUAAAAACAACUGUUUAAAUGCCUCAUACAAUGGAUGUCUGAAUUCUCCCUGCUCUCCAAAUGCAACUUGUACUGCAACUGAUCUACGAGGAAAUUACAACUGUUCAUGCCAACCAGGAUUUACAGGAAAUGGAACUGUCUGUGCUGAUAUAAAUGAAUGUUUAGCUUCCCCUUGUCCUACUGGUACAGUUUGUUUCAACACACAAGGAAGCUUUUACUGCUCAUCACCUUCUGUUACAGCUCAAACUGAUGGAUGUACAGAUGCAUGUUCAGUAAAUGCAACUUGUACAAAAAAUAACACAACAGGAUCUUCAAGCUGUGUAUGCAAACAAGGUUUUACAGGAAAUGGAACCAUCUGCAAUGAUAUUAAUGAAUGUGCUUACACUAACUGCUCUACAAAUGCAACCUGCAUAAACACACCUGGAAGUUACACCUGUGUCUGUGCAGCAGGAUUUACAGGAGAUGGACAAGUCUGUGCCGACAUCAAUGAAUGUAACAACACAACAUCUCCUUGUCGGCCUGGUAUGACAUGUGUAAAUACAGUUGGGAGUUACAUCUGUUCCUCAACCACUCCAUCUCCCACAACAGCUCCAAAUCCAGGAUGUUCACAGGAAAAUAAACCUCUUUGCUGCAAUGUGAGAUCAGAUUCAUGCAAACCAGCAAAUUCAUCCUGUUUCUGUGAUUCAUCGUGUUUAAUGUUUUCUGAUUGUUGCAGUGAUUAUAAAAACAAUUGCUUAAAUGCCUCUUACAAUGGAUGCCUGAAUCAUCCUUGCUCUCCAAAUGCAACUUGUACAGCAACUGAUCUACAAGGGAAUUACAGCUGCGCCUGCAGCACAGGAUUUACAGGAAAUGGAACUGUCUGCACUGAUAUAAAUGAAUGUUUAGCUUCCCCUUGUCCUACCGGUACAGUUUGUUUUAAUACACAAGGAAGCUUUUACUGCUCAUCACCUACAACUACAGCUCAAAGCAAUGGAUGUACACAUUGCUCAAGUAAUGCUACUUGUACAAAGAAUAAUACAUCUGGAGCGUAUAUCUGUACAUGUAAAGAAGGUUUUACAGGGAAUGGGCAAGUCUGCACAGACAUAAAUGAAUGCUUACUUUUCCCAUGCCAAGCUAGUACAGCUUGUGUGAACACAGCAGGAAGCUACUUCUGUUCAUUGCCAACAAAUACAGUUCCAAGUGGCAGAUGUCCAUCUACUUGUCCGACUAAUGCUGUUUGUACAAGAAAUGACACAUCGGGAGAGUAUUACUGUGCUUGCAAACCAGGUUAUGGAGGCAUAAGCUGCACACCAUUGCUGGACUGCUCACAAUAUUCUUGUCCUGACGGAUACUGUAUUGGCGGAGGAGGUGCCUGCCGACCAGAUCCUGCUAACAACUGUGCACUUACCUGCUACUGUCCAUUUGACAACAACAGCUGUGUCACACAAGGACAAAACUUCAACCCAAACCCUUUGCCAGAUAUCCCACUGAGAACUGUGCAGCUGAAACUGAAGUUAAGGAAUGGAAAUCUGUCAUACGUCAGUGAUCCAAACAGUACAGAAUACAAAACUCUACAAAAUUACACAGAUCAACAGUUAAAAUCCUUGUUUAAGGCAUUUGAUCCAAAUACGUUUGCUUCAAACAGCAACAUUACAUUAAGAGGAGAAAAUGGAGAAGUGUAUGCAUACGUUGAGUCACAGUUUUACUACUGGAAUAACCGAACUGUGAUAGAGGGCCUAAAUAAUGAUUUAAGAGCACGAAUCAUCCAUGCGAUAGAAACAGAAGCCCAACAGUCCUAUGUAGAAUCUAGACAAGCACUUGUAGUCUUUGAAGCACCUCCUCAAGAAGUUGUUGAUAAACUGAUAUUGUAUCCUGAUGAACUGAAGAAAUAUUUUGAUUGCUCUCAGUCUGGAUAUUCGGGGUAUGCAAUCACAUAUGGCCAACAAGGAUUCAACUGUACGGCAGCGUGCACUGAUGACUAUUGUUAUAAUGGUGGGACUUGUGAAAUCAGUAACACAGGAGUGGUAUGUAGAUGUAAACCCUUCUCCAUUUAUGCAACUUCUGGAGCACGCUGUGAAAACAUCGCUAUGAACCUUAAUGCCUUUUUCGGGAUUUUAUUUGGAGCCCUGGCAUUCCUUCUGUUGAUGAUGUUGCUGUUAUUCCUUAUCAUUUUCUGCUGCUGCUGCCGAAAUAAACAAUCAGUACCUAUAGAAGCUGCUCAUGGACAGAAUAUUUAUUCACAGACACGAUACAACUACGCUGCAAACAAUAGAACAGCAAGAAUUGGUUCCAUUGCAAGUAUUAUUAAAUGGAGAACUCACUAUAAACACAGUGGACCAUCUGCUCCAGUACUGCACGAAUAAUGACGUUUUGAGAAAAGAACUCUCCAGAAAGAAUAUUUUCAUGCACUGACUGAAACAAUCAACUGAAAAUGAAAAUGAAGUACAAAAAUCACCUGCUGCACUUUAAAGAAUUAGGAAAGGACUGUUUUUCCUCUAAAGCACCCUUACUAAACAUGAAGAUUCUGUUUCAGAACACAUUAUUUUAUAGUAACUUAAUUGUCUGUAUGUUUUUGCAUUCAGUGAACAUAAUUGUGAAUAUUGUGUAACAUUCAUUUGUAAAUUAUUUUGCUGCAAGAGUUAUGAUGGACUGAAAAAUAAUUAUUUAAUAUCAGCAUUGAGUGAAACCUUUACUUGGCUAUUCCAAAACAGUGAUAUGUAUCAUUAUUCAUCUGAGAACAAAUAAUACAGGUAUACCUAUCUCACAUGAAGUGAGCUUUUGAGCAACAGUUCUUAACAUAGAUCAUUUAGUAAAAAUAAUAUUUAGAAUGCAUCAUUUUUUCCAGAAAUAAGUAAUUUUCAUAAGUAAUGGAUGUAUACCCUUCAGCUUUUAAUUUAUGAUAAUGGAGCACCAAGUAAUGUACUGCAACCAAACACUCUUCCAUAUUUAUUUAUAUUAUUUAUUAACUUGUUCCAGUGAAACAGUUUUACUUCUGCUUUAUUAUCUUAAUAAAAUGAAAAUUAUAUAAUAAACAUGUUCCCACAGAAGUGUCACUGCCAUUUGGCAGUAUUUACACUUUAUUAUAAUAAUCCUAAAUGAAACAUAGUUACUGUUCAACAAAGGCAUUCUAGGUUUUCAGAAAUUAUUAUUCAGUAUAAAAAGAUCCUUUUAUAAUAUCAAGUGUUUUCUGCAAUUGUGGUUUCUUUCUGCAAUUGUGGUUUCUUUCUACUCGCCUUUCAUUGUGAUACCUGCUAUUCCAUAAAAAACACUGCACAUAUUAUACUUUUGACAGUUCUAAUUUCAAAAGAUUACAUUUACUACUUGAUAGUGAAAUAAUACUUCAAUGAAAAUAAAAGUAAAGUUACUUGUUCCAUUAUAUGCCAAAAGAAAUCAAAUCAUUUUUAACAAUCCCCUGCAUCAUCCAAUAUUCCCAAAGCCUAGUAGAUGAUUUAAUCAACUUUGGCAUCAACACAUCCAAGAAUAACAAAAGCAUGGUGAGUUUCUGGAAGAAUACUGAAUAUUAAUAUUUACAAUCCGAUUUUGGCGCACUCUAAUGUCAACAGUGGUAUCUGUGUUUUCCCAAAUGCAGCCAGUUAUCCUCUCUGAAGCCUUCAUUCAGGUAAAGUGGACAUCACAUUAGCCUUACCUGCAUAAACAAAUGAACCAAGAACAUUGUAUACAGCACUUGAUCUACCUGAAGUCCUUCGCUAUAAAUAGAUGGCUUAUUUGUAUGUAAUCAAAGACAUAGGCCUCCAUGUCAUUCAUAGUUCUUGAAAUAAUCAGGAACCAUUUUAAGUACCAACAUGGUCAGCUAUUACUUUCCAUUUCAUUCAAACAUUCAGGUGACAUUAUUAUAAGCAACACACGCAAAUAUUGUAUAACCAUGGUACUUACUUACUAUAGCUAGAUACGAUAUUGCCAACAUUAUGGUUUUGUGAAGCCACUGUUUUAUAAAAUCUUCAUUUUUCAUUGUUCUUUAUGAUAGCAAAUUAACAUGUGCUAUCUUCUGAAAACAGAUUGUUUUCUUUGCCACUGUUAACUAAAAAUGUCAACGUUUGCAAUUAUUACCCCUGAUGUACUCAUACUGUGCAGUGAGGCAAGUUAUGUUGCAAGACAACAUCAAAGUGUUUUAAAACAGUGCAGUUCAAAAAUAAGAUUUUGCAUUGCUACUUAUCUUACCAAUUGUUUACUGAUGAGAAUAGUUAAUUUAUAGAAAAUAUAAUAUCUUUGCAACAUAGACUCAGGAAUCACUGUGAUAGUCACAUCAAGUUUUACACCAUUAAGCUCUGACUCAGAGAAAAACAUAAGGUAUGAGAUUACUUCUAUCAAAAAAUACACUGUGAGAUGCUAACUUGGUGCAUAAAAUAUACAGGUAAACUAAUAACCGUUUAGGCAUCCAAUAAAAGAUGCAGCAUGUAUUUAGUACUGCUUAAAAGAUUAACAGAUUCUGGCAAACAACAAAAAGAAUAAGAAAAACUGAUUACAAAACCCCAGUUCCUGCUAUGUAAGUGCAUAACAUGAUGCUUAGAACAUGAACAUGAUAUUGUGAGUUUUAGAAAGAAAGAUAAAUAUGAAUCUGAAAUGAAUCCCUAACUAAAUAGAAGAAAUCUGAAAUGGUCACACUUGAAUACAAAAUCAGUUAAAACAUAUGCUACAUCUUAGACUGAAGCAUUUUUCAAGGGGAAGAUAUUAAGAAACAAGAGGCUGUGAUUCACUAGGAUGAGGAAAAGAAAUGAAGUAAGUAUCUUUAAAUAAAUGGUCAGUUAUGGUGUAAAAUUCUUUCAAGGACUGUGAUGUUUCUAGACAAAGAUGGAUAUAAUAAAAAUACAUUGCUAUAAACAUAAAAGAAGAGAAAAAAACAGUUGAAUAGAUAAAUGGCUGAUUCCAUGUAUAUAAGUACUUAUCAAGACACACUGAUGAGCAUCUGCAUUUAUUUUGCUAAAGAAGUCAUAGGCUAAGUGCAUCAGACAUGUAGACACAAGCAAUGAAUAAAGCGUAAAAAUUACUAAAGCCGUGGAUUUUACUUAUCUAACAAAAUACUUGUUUUCCUAUAUAUAAAGCUUGCCUUAUAGCUGUUUCAUGCAUUUUUCAUUUAGUUCAGAUUUUCAACUGGCCUUCUUCACACGAAGAAUGUUAUAAAUAUUCAUCACCGUGUUGAUAAAAAUAAGUAAUUGCAAGGGAAAUGUGUGCCAGAAUCUGUGUAAAAUGCUUAAAAUACAUGCUACUUUAUUCUAUCAAUACACUGCUGACAUUAAAGUGACUUGAUAUAUAACCUGUAAUUAGAAGAACAAAUUUGUAAGUUUGUACAUGUUUUAUGUGCAAUAUAAGGAAGCAUUCUAAUACUAAAUGAUUUAAUGUUCAUUGUGAGAUCUUCUAAUUUUAGAAAUUAAAAAAAAUGGUUUGCAAGAAUGAACUGUGUCAAAACAAUGUUAAAAAAUAUUACCAUAAAUAAACUUUCUGAGCAUUUGCAUAACAA
Molecule: messenger RNA, 12259 nt
Organism: Protopterus annectens (West African lungfish)
Lineage: Eukaryota; Metazoa; Chordata; Ceratodontiformes; Protopteridae
Product: fibrillin-2-like
Exons: 79
Coding region: 108-9146 (3012 amino acids)
Molecular function (GO): calcium ion binding
Source: RefSeq, a predicted model, not a curated record